AUGGCGUCUCCUGCACGGAUCCUGGGAAUGGGCUCAGCCAUGGGCACGUGGUUGCUGCUCUUGGUGCUGCUGGCGGCGGCCCCGGCACAGGCGGCAGCGCCCCGGCACCGCCCGGUGCUGCCGGACACGGCGGGCAGCGGGGACGGGGACGAGGCGUCGGCCACGCUGCCCGCCCAGCCCGUGACCCCCCACAUCAGCCCCACGGUGGGGGACGCGCCGGGGACCACGGUGACCAACAGCUCGGCGCCGGGCGUGCUGGAAGGGCUGGCGGACUUCUUCAAGGAGUACCUGCUGCUGGUGGUGGUGGUGGGCUCGCUGUCCUUCGUCCUCCUCUUCAUCAUCUGCGCCGCCGUCAUCGUCCGGCAGAAGCACAAGGCCUCCGCCUACUAUCCCUCCUCCUUUCCCAAGAAGAAAUACGUGGAUGAGCGGGACAAGUCGGGGGGAGCGCGGGCGUUCAGCGAGGUGCCCGAGAAAGGCCCCGAGGCCAGCGCGGAGGAGCCGCUGGACAGCGGCCGGCAGCUCCAGGCGGACAUCCUGGCUGCUGCCCAGAACCUCAAAUCCCCCCACAAGGCACCGCUGGCCAACGGGGCCCAGGCCGAACAGAAUUCCCCUCAGGAGGAGGAGAAGGAGGAAAAGGAGGAAGGGAAGAAGUUGGGGGAUGAGCAAGCCAAGCCCCCUGCUCAAAGUCCAGGCGUGGAGGAAGCGGCGAGCGCAGGGAGCAAGGAGAUGCCUGAUGCAUCCCAGGAUGGCUGCCAGGCUCCCUCUGGAAUCUGAGGCAGGGACACAGUCCCGGGCAAGCCUGAGGAGCUGCUGGCUUGGGACUCAUGAUGGACACGGUGGGUCAGGCUCCGUACGUACGUGGUGGCUCAAGGAAGCCCCGAUGAAGAUCCCAUUCCCUCCCAGCUCCCCCGACCCUGGUGCUGAUGGGAUGCUCGUGGGGGGGGAUUUGCCAGCUGGUGGUUUUCCCCAGCACUGGAAUGCCAUCAGCCCCAGCUCCUGCUGCCCAAGGGGCUUCUCCCACCCCAGGCACUGGGGGUGUGUGCAUCCCCCCAGCUGCAGCUCUGCCCCCACUGUGCCACCAGCUUCCUCCCAAAUGUUAUUUCAAUCAGCAGCAACAGCCUGGUCCGUGCCAGGCUCCUGGCUGGGAGCCGAGUCCCUCUGGGAGAAGGGAUGGGACCAGGGCUGGAGGUCUGUAGGACAUGGGUCAGCUUUGCUCAUGGCCACCCAAGGGAAAGAGGGAUGAGGAUUUAGGACAAGGACCCUUCUUUCCUUCUUCCACCCCAGAGCCCAGCUGGAUUUUUGCCUCACUUCCUGAACCUUUCAGCUAGAAAUAAACAUUUCCUCUGCACA
Messenger RNA from Lonchura striata (white-rumped munia), 1350 nucleotides. The record is from RefSeq and is a predicted model, not a curated record. NCBI's taxonomy places the organism in Eukaryota, Metazoa, Chordata, Aves, Passeriformes, Estrildidae.